This is a messenger RNA of Heterotrigona itama, 1520 nucleotides long. The record is from the annotation of a GenBank genome assembly. Lineage: Eukaryota; Metazoa; Arthropoda; Insecta; Hymenoptera; Apidae.
GCAAUUUAGGUAUGAUGUCGUUCGGUCUAUAUUUUGGCUGGUCAUCACCUUCAUUGUCUCUCCUAUUGCAAAAUGACAGUCCUAUACAGUUGACCACCCAACAGGCUGCAUGGGUUUCAUCCACUUUCAUCCUGGGUUCAACUGUGGGCUCGAUGCUCUGUACGUACAUUAUAAAUGUAAUUGGGAGGAAGACGACCCUAGUUCUUACCGCAAUACCAGGGUUGAUAGGAUGGAUGAUAAUAGCUUUCGCGACAUCAGCAUGGGAAUUAAUUGCAGGCAGAGUCGUUUGUGGGUUGGGUAAUGGAUUUGGAUAUGUAUCGGCUACUAUGUACGUCGGUGAAAUUUCGCCGGCUGAUACAAGAGGGAUAUUAACGUCCACGUUAACUCUAGCUGCGAAAUUUGGUCUGUUCUUCGAGUGGGCAGUAGGGCCAUUUCUCUCUGUACGAGAUCUUGCGCUCGUGUCAUCGUCGAUACCGAUUCUCUUCUUUGUUUCAUUAAUAUCGUUACCGGAAUCACCGUAUCAUCUGAUGCGUCGUGGCAGAAAUCAGGAUGCGGUGACGUCUCUUAUGCAAUUAAGAGGAGCCACAGAUGUUUCCAAAGAAAUGGAAAUGAUCGAAAAGUCGAUAAAGUACGACCUGGCGAAUGACACUGGAUUAUGGGAAUUAAUCAGCGUCCCAGGAAAUCGAAAAGCGUUGAUAGUCGUGUUGGGUCUGUUUAUUAUGCAACAAUGGAGUGGAAGCUUGGCAAUACUCUCGUACGCUGAAUUAAUUUUCAAUGAGACGAAAAACCAGCUUGAAGGUAAAUACUUGACCAUGAUAUUGGGUGGUGUGCAAGUGAUAUGCGCUACGAUCAACGCGUCUAUAGUGGAUCGGUACAGCAGAAGGACUUUGCUUCUAAUUUCUGCGUCCGGCGUUUCCAUUUCCACCUGCCUCAUUGCUUUAUUCUUUUUCCUUCAAUACAUCGAAGUGGACGUUAGUGAGAUCGCCUGGUUGCCAGCCGCUGGAUCGAUACUCUACAUCGUCACGUACGCUUUCGGCCUGGCCGCACUUCCGUUUACCAUGAUGAGCGAGAUUUUCCCAACGAAUGUUAAAGCGGUGGGCAGCAUGAUUGGAAUGCUGUGCUGCAAUUCCUCUGCUUUUGCCGUCGCUCUCUCUUACCAAAGUAUCGCGGAACAAUGCGGCAUAUACGCUGCGUUCUGGUUCUUUUCUUUAAUCGCUGCUUUCGGCGUCGUUUUCACAUAUUAUUUCGUGCCGGAAACAAAGAAGAAAACGUUGCAAGAAAUACAAGAGCAGUUGCAUGGAUAUAAAUUGUAAUAAAGUUUGUAAAUAUUCUUCUCCAUUGUAUGUUGGAAUUAUUGUUGAAAUACAUGUGCAGUUAGGAUGAAGAAAAAAUCGAAGAAAGAUUAAUCACGCAUUUUAAUAGUAAGAAGAAUAAUGUUAUCACGAAGGAAUUACAUUAAUAGAAGUUCCAGAUUUAUUCCAGCGAAUGUACUUGCAUCCAAUUUGGGCAUUUGUCUUGGA